Molecule: messenger RNA, 1864 nt
Organism: Notothenia coriiceps (black rockcod)
Lineage: Eukaryota; Metazoa; Chordata; Actinopteri; Perciformes; Nototheniidae
Gene: dcaf11
Product: ddb1 and cul4 associated factor 11
Exons: 5
Biological process (GO): proteasome-mediated ubiquitin-dependent protein catabolic process
Cellular component (GO): Cul4-RING E3 ubiquitin ligase complex
Molecular function (GO): protein binding
Source: RefSeq, a predicted model, not a curated record
CGUACACACACACCUUCACACAGUCAUUUAUAUAACACACUGUCUCACAAAGAAAAUCAAACAAUCUCCCCACAUGCUCGCACAGAAAAACUGACUCUCUCUUCUGCUCGGCAGAUUGAUGCCCACGAGGACGACGUGAAUGCGGUGGCGUUCGCCGACAGCUCGUCCCAGCUGCUCUUCUCUGGCAGCGACGACGCGCUGUGCAAGGUGUGGGACAGACGGACGCUGAGGGAGGACAGACCGCAGCCUGUCGGACAGCUGGCCGGACACCGAGACGGCAUCACCUUCAUUCACAGCAAGGGAGACGCACGCUAUCUGAUCAGCAACUCCAAGGACCAGUCCAUCAAGCUCUGGGACAUCAGGAAGUUUUCCCCCAAAGAGGGGCUGGCAGCUUCCCGUCUGGCUGUCACGCAACAAAACUGGGAUUACCGCUGGCAGCAGGUUCCCCAGAGAGCCCUGAAGAGACACAAGCUGACAGGCGACACCUCGGUGAUGACGUACCGCGGUCACGGCGUUCUGCACACCCUCGUCCGCUGCCGUUUCUCUCCAGAGUUCACCACCGGGCAGAGGUUCAUCUACUCUGGCUGCUCCACUGGCAAAAUCAUCAUUUAUGACGUUCUGACGGGCAGCGUGGUCUCCAGACUGUCGGGCCAUGAAGCGUGUGUGAGGGACGUCAGCUGGCACCCGUACGAGGACAACAUCAUCAGCAGCUCUUGGGACGGAGCGGUGCGAAUGUGGGAGCACAGAGAGACCCAUCCGCUAGAGGAGGAGAGAGAGCGGGAGAGAGACUGUCCGGCGACGGACAAAAACCUUUAAGGCGGCGAGAGAAGAAGAAGAAGAAGAAGAAGAAGAAGAAGACGAGACAGAAAUGAAAAGAUGAGGAAAUGACCUCACUGCAGAAAGAGCCUCGCUGACCCUAACGAAGGAAGACAAUAAGCCCUGAAGAACUGGGAGACUUAAACAUCGUUUACAUUCAAUGCUGGAUAUUAUUGAUUUCAAUUAUAACGAGUUGAAAAGUGUAAAUCUGGAGGGCAAUGAAGCCUAACAUCCAAGUGCAGAUUAGGACUCAGUGGGACGGCCUGCUUCUGUUUUUGCCUCACUGUCAACAAGCCAAAGCUUCUAAACUUGGCCCAGGAAAACGUGCUCAGACAUGUAGCACGGCCCUUACUUAAUGAGCAACGAAAAAAUGAAUGGUAAGUUAGUUAUAUAGAAAUCGAUUUUGGGUGACGCAGGGACAAACUGACGAGGGUAAUUCUGUAUAAAUGUAUAGUAUUUUAAUGGUAUGUGCAUUCAGGGAGGGGGUUUAGAUUGUUGUCAGUGUGCUGAUUAGGAUGUUGAUGUUAUUAAUGACAUAAGCUGUGUCCUAUUUGAGGGGCUGUCAAGUUAAAGGCUGGUUAUAUUAUAUGAAGCCAGCACAUUAUUUACCAAUUGCCCCAAAUUAGGGAAACUUCCUAGUGGUCAACAUCCUAUUUCGUUUUCCAUUAAACCAAGUUGACCGGAAAACCCGUAUCGUGACUUUUACUUGCAAUUUCCUAAUGAUUUUAUGUUCAAACCUCUUAAAACUGUCUCAAGUUUAAACACAACCCCUCUAGUAAACACAGCGAUGGUCUGAAGUCUUAUUAUUGAUCAUGUGUCAGCACUCUACUCUGUAAAACAAGCCCUGGGUGUAAAACAAGUAGUUUUGUUUGCCAAUAUAAACCUCUGAUCUGUUUCAAAGAUUUGAAUGUGUGUGAUAAUAGGUAUUACUUUGUGAAGGGACUGGAUCAAAACGUACACACUGAUCUGUAUAUGCAAUUUCCAGGUGUUCAUAGGUCACUCUCAGAACAUUGUUUUACAGUAACAAUAAAAGCUUUCUUUCAAUGUA